GUGAGGGGAGCGUGAACGCGCGCGGACAGGGAGACGAGCCGCCGGCGGGGGCGGGGUCAGGGUACUCUGCGGGGGGCGGGGACGCGACGCCCACAUGCGUUGCUUGAGGGGUGCUGAGGCUGGGUUGUGAACAUGUGGGCAGGGCCAGACGACGGGUGCGGGCCGGCCCAGAGCCCUGGCGGCUGCCAGAGUGGGGCGGGACUUGCGAAGCUGCGUCCGGGCUGGGGGCGGGGCCAGAGUUUUGCUAAGAGGACCUGGGGGCAGGCUCGGGACGUUGGGCGGAGACGCUGGGGGCGGGACCAAAUAGUGUGGGGUGGGGAUAAGAGGCGGAGUCUGGGCGUUGGCAGGUUGGAAACUGUGGGCGGGACUAAAGUGCUGGGCGUGUAAGGGGUGGAGUUUGCUCGGUAGGCGGGUGAAGUGGGGAGUGGUCAAAGCGGUGGGCGGGGUGAACUGGGGCGGGGCUAGGGUAUUGCUGGGGCCUUACAAGUUAGUCUGCUGUAGUGAGGGCCACGGGGGCGUGGUCAUGCGGGACAGGGGCGGAGCUAAGGGGGUGGACUUGCUAGGGGCGGGGCCAAAGUUUGGAGGGGAGUGGGGAAAGGGGCAGGAUUUGGGUUUUGAGUGAAGAGGUGAUGACUGAACUGAAGCGUUGUGCUGAGUUUGGCCAAGAUGCUGAUGGUGUAGCCGCAAUGUUGUCCUCGGUGUUUUGGGAGCUUCUAGUGCUACAUGUAUUUUCUGUAAGGGAGAUCACAGCCAAUGAUGGCUACCACACUAGAUUUGAAAUCAAAGGAGGAGAAGGAUGCAGAGUUGGACAAGAGGAUCGAGGCUCUUCGUCGGAAGAAUGAGGCCCUUAUCCGGCGCUACCAGGAGAUUGAGGAGGAUCGGAAAAAAGCUGAACUGGAGGGUGUGGCAGUGACAGCCCCCCGGAAGAGCCGUUCCAUGGAAAAGGAGAAUAUGGCAGUGGAGGAGAAGAGCCUGGGUCCCUCACGGAGGAUUCCUGGGACUCCUCGGCCCCCAGGGGCCAGCAGAGGGGGCCGGACCCAUCCCCAGCAGGGAGGCCGGGCAGGCAUAGGCCGGGCAUCCCGAGGCUGGGAGGAUGGUGCCGGGGAGCAGUUUCGAGGGGGUACUGGGGGCCGGGGCCGGAGGGGCCGGGGCCGGGGAUCCCCUCAUCAGUUAGGGGCAGGAGACAACUCAACCUCUGAUCGCAAGUCCAAGGAGUGGGAGGAGCGGCGCAGGCAGAAUAUCGAGAAGAUGAAUGAGGAGAUGGAGAAGAUUGCCGAAUAUGAGCGCAACCAGCGGGAAGGGGUGCUGGAGCCCAACCCAGUACGCAACUUCCUGGAUGAUCCCCGACGUCGGGGUGGGCCCCUCGAGGAGUCUGAGAGGGAUCGCAGGGAAGGCAGCCGCCGGCAUGGACGCAACUGGGGAGGCUCGGAUUUUGAGCGGGUGCGCUCUGGCUUGGAACAGGAGCGACAGGGCCGCAGGGCUGGCCUGGGCAGUGGGGGCGACAUGACAAUGUCCAUGACGGGCCGGGAGAGGUCAGAGUACCUGCGCUGGAAGCAGGAGAGGGAGAAGAUCGACCAAGAGCGUCUGCAGCGACACCGCAAGCCCACAGGGCAGUGGCGGCGGGAGUGGGAUGCCGAGAAGACCGAUGGCAUGUUCAAGGAUGGUCCAGCCCCUGCCCAUGAACUGUCCCACCGCCAUGAUGACCAAGCGUGGGCAAGACCUCCUAAGCCUCCCACUUUUGGAGAGUUCCUUUCUCAGCACAAAGCCGAAGCCAGCAGCCGCAGGAGGAGAAAGAACAGCCGGCCUCAGGCCAAGGUGGCCCCUCGCGCCUAUAGUGACCAUGAUAAUCGCUGGGAGAGAAAAGAGGAAGCUGUGUCCUCAGCCCCUGAGUCUUCUCAGUCCAUAUCCUUGGAGGAGACGCCCACAGAGCAGCCUUCUGAGACCCCAGCCCCAGCUCAUCGGCCUCCUGAGGAGGAUGGUGAGGAAGAUGUGGGGGAAGAGGAAGAGGGAGAAGAGGGGGAAGAUGAUGAGGAGGAUGAAGAAUGGGAGGAUGUGAGUGAAGAUGUUACUGAGGACGAGGAAGAGGACGAGGAAGAAGAGUUUGAAGAGGAGGAAGAGGGUCCCAAGGACCAGGAAGCAGCAGCUGUUCCUGAUCACCAGGCUGAGGCUGAGCCUGCUGGGAAGCCCACCUGUGAGCAGGUGGACCCCGUGCCUGCUGGGCCCCAGGAGUUGCUGUCCCCAGUCCCCGUUGAACCUCCCAGCCCCUUCUCACCCUCUGAGGACCACCAGCCUGUGUCUGACUGGGGUGAGGAGAUGGAACUGAAUUCUCCCAGCACUGCCCAUUCACCUAGUGCCCACUCUUCUGGAGGUGACCAGCCAGCCCUUGCCUCCUUGGAGAGCAGGCCCAGCUUGGCAGGAACCCCGAAGUCUGAAGAAGAGGGGUCUGAGGCAUCUCCAGGUGGGAUGCAUGAGGCUGGUGGAGAGGUGGGCCCCGAGGGCCAGGAGACGGCGGAGAUCACGGACUUCCAGAGGGUGCGUUUCUGCAAGGUGGUGGCGGCUGCUCCGCCGCCGGGGGCUGCCCGCUGACAGCACCAGCAGACCAGGGUGCCUCGCUCUGCACUAACCUUCAGCUCCUCUGCUUCUGCUACACUCUGUCCAGGAUAGAGUUAAACUUAGUGGGGAGGAGGCAGGUUAGCAACGAGCCCGGCCGGAGGGGAGUCUUCUUCUAAUACCCAGUGGGACCAGUCGUACGAUACUCGUCUGGCCGGCCCUCGGAGUCAGUCCCUGUGAGGCCUGGGUGUGCAGGAGCCUGCAGCUAGGGCUUGAAUUAAACGCGUGCUACCGCCAA
Molecule: messenger RNA, 2848 nt
Organism: Mastomys coucha (southern multimammate mouse)
Lineage: Eukaryota; Metazoa; Chordata; Mammalia; Rodentia; Muridae
Gene: Ccdc9
Product: coiled-coil domain containing 9
Exons: 14
Coding region: 754-2586 (610 amino acids)
Source: RefSeq, a predicted model, not a curated record